GGUGGUGGCGGGGCAGCGUGAGUCGCGGCCCAGCCUGCCAGUGGGUAAGAUGGCUCAGUGACGCCGCCUCGCUCGCUCCACCUCUCUCACUCGGGAUAAUACUUACUACUCCCCGCCAACCUUGUGUUUAGUGCCCCGCGCGUGUGUGUCCUCGGGAGUGUCCUUUAUUGUGUCCUCACAGCCUCUCAGGAUCCCUCACUCCUCAGCAGAAUGUUGUCGCCCUCCAUCUCCCCGGCCACGUCGCCGACCCUGACACACAGCGGGUCCCCUACGCCGCCCCUAUACCCUGCACAGCACAAGAUCUCCGGCAUCCCCACCGUCGCCGCCGCCUCCAGGUUCACGGCGCCCGUACAUAUCGAUGUCGGCGGCUCCAUCUACACCUCCUCCCUCGAGACCCUCACAAGGUUCCCGGAGAGUAGACUGGCGCGGCUGUUCAACGGGUCCAUCCCCAUCGUGCUGGACUCCCUCAAACAGCACUACUUCAUAGACCGAGACGGCAAGAUGUUCCGUCACAUCCUCAACUACAUGCGUCACGGCAGGAUGCUCCUUCCUGAUGACUUCACCGACCACGACCUGCUCUUGGAGGAGGCCAGAUACUUCGAGAUUGACGGUCUGGUGAAGCAGGUGGAGGAGAUGAAGAAGGCUCGUCAGGAGUCCCGCAGGUCGUCGUCAUCAUCGUCAUCAACGUCACAAUCGUCGUCACACUCCUCGUCCCUCAGACACAAGUCCCUCGUCAACGGCAUCAAGAAGGAGGACGAGAACCAGGGCUAUGAUGUAAUCGCCCUCAACAUCUGCCCGGAUCUGGGGGAACGGGUGAUGCUGUCGGGGGAAAGGUGUGUCAUAGAGGAACUCUUUCCCGAGGUAGCUCAGGCCAUGAUGGAUGCCCGCUCCUCUCUCGCCUGGAACCACGACCAUCGCUUCAUCAUCAGGUUCCCCUUGAACGGCUACUGCAAGCUAACGUCCAUGCAGGCUAUCCAACGCCUUCUCAACGCCUCUUUCACUCUCGUCACCAGCAAUGGCGGCGGGGUGGAGGGCCAGCAGUUCUCAGAAUACCUCUUCUGUAGGCGCGCCGUGCCCCUGUGAUCACGCCCUCCCCCACACCCUAGAUAGAACUACAAAACAAGAGAAAUGUAGAAGAGACGAAAACGAAAGAGAAAUAAAGAAAACGAAAGAGAAAUAAAGAAAAC
Molecule: messenger RNA, 1187 nt
Organism: Homarus americanus (American lobster)
Lineage: Eukaryota; Metazoa; Arthropoda; Malacostraca; Decapoda; Nephropidae
Gene: twz
Product: BTB/POZ domain-containing protein kctd15-like
Biological process (GO): protein homooligomerization
Molecular function (GO): protein binding
Source: RefSeq, a predicted model, not a curated record